AUGUCUGAUAAGAAUAUGCGUGCGUAUGUUCCAAAGAUUAAAUUCACGCUCGAAGAAGAUGAACGUCUCACUGAAAUCAUCGAAAGGAUUGGUACCAAGUCAUGGAGAUUAAUCAGUCUUGAGAUGAAAAAUAGGACACCAAGGCAGUGUCGCGAAAGAUGGAUUAAUUACAUUAGCCCUCAAUUACGAAAUGAUCCAUGGACUGAGGAAGAAGAUAAGCUACUCGACGAAAAAUGUCUUGAAUUUGGUUCAAGGUGGCAUAAGAUAUCUGAAUUCUUUAAUAACAGAAGUGGAAAUGCUAUUAGAAAUAGAUUCAAAUUACGCCAAAGACAUGAACUUCGCCAAAGUCAUAAACUCAAAAAGCAAAAGCAGAAAAAAUCUACUACUCCAGCACCCCAGCCAAUAAAGAAUGAAAAUUAUGUCGAGGCAAAAGUUGAAGUAGCUGCCCCAGCAUGCCCAAUUGACCAAAAUGAGAAUAAGUUGUUUGAUCAACUCUUCUUCAAAUUCCCUAACGAUCCAUUCGAAUUAUUCCAGUUUGAUCAAGCAUCCGCUGAAGACUGGAUGGAAAGUACAUUCCAGGUCUAA
Molecule: messenger RNA, 585 nt
Organism: Trichomonas vaginalis G3
Lineage: Eukaryota; Parabasalia; Trichomonadida; Trichomonadidae
Product: RNA polymerase II transcription regulator recruiting protein
Exons: 1
Coding region: 1-585 (194 amino acids)
Source: RefSeq, a predicted model, not a curated record